AUAUUACAAAUGUCAAUAAUGUCAUAUACGCAGCUGAUUUUGACAAAUAAGCAAUGAUAAGAGUGACGAAUUAGCCAUAACAUAACAAUUUUAAAUAAACCGCAAACUUUUAAAGCAUAAAUACCUAACACUGAUCUUUUAUUGUGUGUAAUAAAUGUGGCAACGAUAAUACAAACAUGGAGGAAUUAAACGAUAAAUUUUAUUAUGUUUACAGUUCAGCUAUAUCAAACAGAAUUCAAAUAAAAAUAGGGACUUUAGAAGGGAAACGCCAAAAACCAGAGUAUGAUAAACUGUUAUCAGAUCCGAUUUUAAAGUAUUCGGGUUUGUGUGAAGAUGGUUGUUCGGAUCUAAUGGUAGUGUGCCAAAUUUUUGAUCAAAAUCAGCCCCUCGCUCUUCCUGUGUCAACUUCCUAUAAAGCAUUUACGUCUCGCUGGAGCUGGAAUGAGUGGCUUACAUUACCAGUUCAAUUCAAUGACCUUCCCAGAACUGCUCAAUUAGGCCUUACAAUCUAUGACUGCAUUGGACCGCAAAAGUUGUGGCCGAUAGGAGGCACAACCAUUUCGUUAUUUAGCAAACAUGGGCUGUUUAGACAGGGCAUGGUAGAUUUGAGAGUUUUUCCCAAUAGAGAAGCAGAUGGAAAUUACCCAACCACAACACCAGGUAAAGCCAAAGAUAUAGGAAAAGAACAAAUGCAGAGACUGACGAAAUUAACUAAAAAACACAGAAAUGGUCACAUGCCAAAGGUUGAUUGGUUGGAUAGGUUGACUUUUAGAGAACUAGGUUUAAUCAACAAUGAGGAAAAGAGUUGCUCAGAGUACAUGUAUCUUAUGAUUGAAUUCCCUAUAGUAAUUGUAGAUACAAUCCCUCAUUAUGUCGUGUAUUUUGAGCAAAAUGGUGAAGACAUACAUUCCUUUAGAGCUCAAACUGACAUUGUUACAGUUCCAGAUCAAGAAAUGCUAAAGGAAAAUCUAGUGGAACGAAAACACCAUAAACUCGCCCGUUCGUUGCGUAGUGGCCACUGUGAUAAAGACGCUAAGCCAAACGCCGCCAUUAGAGACAUCUUGAAUACCAUAGUUUCUUAUCCUUCCACUAAACCUCUAACAAACGAAGAACAAGAUCACGUAUGGAAGUUCAGAUUUUACCUCAGUACUCAAAAGAAAGCUCUAACAAAGUUCUUGAAAUGUGUGAACUGGACACAACAGAACGAAGUACGACAAGCGACAUCAAUGAUGCGAAUAUGGGUACCUAUGGAUGUAGAAGAUGCUCUUGAACUUCUGUCACCAAAUUUUACGCAUCCGGCCGUGAGAAAAUAUGCAAUUUCGCGAUUGCAGCAAGCUCCUGAUGACGACAUCUUGUUGUAUCUUCUCCAGUUAGUGCAGGCGCUUAAGUAUGAGAAUUUCAAGGACAUACAAGAAGCGUACGCCAGGAUAUCGCCAGGAAGGGAAACUAUCUUAAUGCACGAAGAAAAAGAAGCACAACUUGAGAAAAAAGAUAGUAAGGAGAGUAAUAGCACGAUAACGAAUGAAUCGGUGAUGCAUAGGUCGUCAAGUUACAAUCAAGCCGACCAAAUCGCUUCUUCUAAUGUAAAUAGUGUUAUUGAAGUUGACCCAGAUCAUAGGGCAGCUAGUUUACCUGAAAACAUUAUGCCUAAUGUAAAUAUUUACACCGAUUCGGCAAACACCGACACUUUGCAAGAUCACAUGAACGAGGAAGAAGAUAUUCAGGAUUUAGCCACUUUUCUCAUUCAAAGAGCGUGUAAAAAUGCCAAGUUAGCUAAUUAUUUCUACUGGUAUUUGUUAAUAGAGUGUGAGGAUCCGGAACCAACCAUGAAACAAAAUAUUGUAAUAAGAGAACUAUACCUGACAGUAAUGAAAACGUUUUCGCAAACGUUAGCCAAAGGUAACUCCGAAAUGCAGAAGAAACGACUGACUUUGUCUUUGCAGCAAAAAUUCAUUGAUAACUUGGUAAAACUAGUAAAAACGGUAAUUCGGGAAGGUGGGAAUCGAAAAAAGAAAGCUGAAAAACUUCAACAACUGCUUUCGGACCCUACCGCUUUCAAAUUCAAUUUUAGUAAUUUCGAACCGAUUCCAUUUCCUUUGGAUCCGGAAAUUACUAUUAAAGGAAUUAUUGCCCAAAAAGCGAGUUUGUUUAAAUCGGCACUGAUGCCCUCCAAGCUAUACUUUGUAACGGCCGAUAAUACUGAAUAUGUCGCCAUUUUCAAACAUGGCGACGAUCUAAGACAAGAUCAGCUUAUCUUACAAAUGAUCACUCUCAUGGAUAAGUUGCUGCGCAAAGAAAACUUAGAUCUUAAGUUAACUCCUUACAAAGUUUUAGCAACAAGCACAAAACACGGAUUUGUUCAAUUUAUUGAUUCUGUGAGUGUGGCAGAAGCGGUUGCUGCAGAAGGGAGUAUUCAUAAUUAUUUUAGGAAGUACCAUCCACAAGAAAAUGGUCCAUAUGGAAUAGCGCCUGAUAUUAUGGACAGUUAUGUACGAUCUUGUGCUGGUUACUGUGUUAUUACUUACCUUCUUGGAGUAGGCGAUCGUCAUUUGGAUAAUUUAUUGUUGACAACAUGCGGAAAGUUGUUCCAUAUUGACUUUGGAUACAUUUUGGGUAGAGACCCAAAGCCUUUACCCCCUCCUAUGAAACUAAGUAAAGAGAUGGUGGAAGCGAUGGGAGGAGUCAAUUCGGAGCAUUACCAAGAGUUUAGGAAACAAUGUUAUACCGCUUUUUUGCACCUGCGCAGGCAUGCGAACUUGAUGCUAAAUCUUUUUUCACUGAUGAUCGACGCAAGUGUACCAGAUAUUGCCUUAGAACCAGACAAAGCUGUCAAAAAGGUUCAAGAAAAGUUCCGUCUGGAUUUAGGAGAAGAAGAGGCUGUGCAUUACAUUCAAAAUUUAAUUGAUUCUUCUGUAACUGCUGUUAUGCCAGCAAUUGUAGAACAAUUCCAUAAAAUUACUCAGUAUAUUAGAAAAUAAUUGAUUAAUGUUUUUGUAUAUACUGCAACAUGUUAAUUUGUUUUUUGUAUUUCUUAUGUAAUUAAAAACAAAUAAAAAUUA
Molecule: messenger RNA, 3059 nt
Organism: Zophobas morio
Lineage: Eukaryota; Metazoa; Arthropoda; Insecta; Coleoptera; Tenebrionidae
Gene: Pi3K59F
Product: phosphatidylinositol 3-kinase catalytic subunit type 3
Exons: 10
Coding region: 177-2978 (933 amino acids)
Biological process (GO): phosphatidylinositol-3-phosphate biosynthetic process; phosphatidylinositol-mediated signaling; autophagosome assembly
Cellular component (GO): endosome; cytoplasm; phosphatidylinositol 3-kinase complex, class III, type I
Molecular function (GO): 1-phosphatidylinositol-3-kinase activity
Source: RefSeq, a predicted model, not a curated record